UAGCAUGGGGUAACGCAUGAGGUAAUAACUUGCUGAAAGAUAUUACUCGCUUCCUAAAUACCUACCUAGGUAUGGAAAAGGGUGGGGUGGGUACAGGAAUCAUGACACCGUCCGGUUAGUUCCCGUACGGUCGGGUCGAGACUAUCGAUUAACAUCUGACGGCGAGAUCCAGAAGAGGCUAUACGGCGGCAUAGGAUAGCUUCCAUAAUGGUUAUAUAAAGAAAGAGCUGCAUUAUCAGAUAGCAUAGACAUAGUAAUGCGACAUAGCUUCACAUCUCCUCUACAACUUCUUUGAUAGCUUUCAGUACGUGUUCUUUAAGAUGCCUCAAGCAAAGAGAUCUCUCAAUGUCCUUGUCGUCGGUGCGGGGUUAGGUGGUCUUGCAACUGGUCUCGCCCUUCAAACUGAUGGCCAUAAAGUUCGCAUAAUUGAUGCGGCGCCAGAAUUCGCCGAGGCUGGUGCAGGCAUUCGGGUACCCCCUAAUUCAAGCAGACUUCUGCUUCGCUGGGGUGUUGAUCUGGAGAAAAUGAAGAAAUCGGUAUCAAGGCGGUACCAUUUUGUUCGAUGGCAAGAUGGAUCUACUAUGGUUAAGCUACCAUUUGAUAAUAUCGUUGAGACACAUGGUGCUCCGUAUUACCUCGUACAUCGCGCAGACCUUCACGAAGCUCUCCUAACAGCGGCACGGAGAGCUGGUGUCGAGGUACUCAAUCAGAAGCGAGUUGUUUCGUAUGACUUCGAAGCCCCGAGCGCUACAACACAGAACGGCGAAGUAUUUACGGCGGAUUUGGUAAUUGGCGCCGACGGGAUUAAAUCCAUUGCAAGACCUUUACUUACAGGUCAACCCGACAUUCCCCGCGAUACGGGAGAUGUGGCAUAUAGGAUACUCAUCCCAGGAGAGAAGUUGCUUGCGGAUCCCGAACUGGCAGACUUAAUCACGGACCCUUGUACCACUUCUUGGUGCGGACCGGACGCGCAUCUUGUUGGUUAUCCUAUCCGCAAUGGCGAGUUAUAUAAUAUCGUCGUGUGCGCGACGUCGUAUAACGAGACUACCGAUGAAGUAUGGGUGAUUAAGGGAGACAAUCGCGAACUCUGCAACCGAUUUGGUCAGUGGGAGUCUCGCGUGCAAAAGCUAUGCGCCCUUACAGGCGACUUUAUGAAAUGGAGGCUUUGCGACUUACCUGAUUUAUCGCGUUGGGUACACACCUCUGGUAAAGCUGUGCUUCUUGGUGACAGCUGCCAUCCCAUGCUUCCAUAUCUUGCUCAGGGUGCCGCCCAAUCGUUUGAGGAUGCUGCUGCGCUUCGACAAUGUUUGGCAAUGGAUAUAGAUCUUAAAAGCGCACUAGAGCGUUAUGAAGCAGCUCGUAAGCCACGAGCGACUCUCGUCCAGGCUAAGACGCGGGAACACCAAUACAUUUUGCACAUUGACGACGGCGAAGAGCAAAAGUUACGCGACCAGAAACUGCAAAUUAAUGGCGACGAGAAUCCUGUAUUCUGGGGAUAUGAUGAGAGACGAAAAUGGUUAUUUAGUCAUGAUGCUGAAGUGUUGGCGAAGGAGGGUGCAAAUUGGCAAAUGUCCGCCUCGGGAGCUGGGGUUACCGCUCAUUGAAAUCUGGUAUGUCGGAUAUUAAUC
Hypoxylon trugodes is the source of this 1628-nucleotide messenger RNA. RefSeq names its product salicylate hydroxylase. Bases 321 to 1604 code for a protein of 427 amino acids. The transcript has 2 exons. Gene Ontology annotation, molecular function: FAD binding; monooxygenase activity. The record is from RefSeq and is a predicted model, not a curated record. Gene Ontology annotation, biological process: secondary metabolite biosynthetic process. Lineage: Eukaryota; Fungi; Ascomycota; Sordariomycetes; Xylariales; Hypoxylaceae.